AUGUCAAUCUGUUCAUCUCCUAUCUAUCUAUUCACUCGAGACUAUAAAGUUCUCUCUCUCUCUCUCUCUCUCUCUCUCUCUCUCGCUCUCUCUCAGUCUGAAUUUAUCAUAUCUACUUAUCUGAAUUUAACAACUCCACUUUUUCACAUAUUCCCUCUCACUUUCUCUCUUCCUUUGUUUCCUCGUUGCUCUCUUUCUUUCCCUUCCCACUUUCUCUCUUCCCCUGCUUCCUCUUUGCUCUCUUUCUUUCCCUCUCACUUUCUCUCUUCCCCUGCUUCCUCUUUGCUCUCUUUCUUUCCCUCUCACUUUCUCUCUUCCCCUGCUUCCUCUUUGCUCUCUUUCUUUCCCUUCUCCUUUCUCUCUUCCCCUGCUUCCUCUUUUGCUCUCUUUCUUUCCCUUCUCACUUUCUCUCUUCCCCUGCUUCCUCUUUGCUCUCUUUCUUUCCCUUCUCACUUUCUCUCUUCCCCUGCUUCCUCUUUGCUCUCUUUCUUUCCCUCUCACUUUCUCUCUUCCCCUGCUUCCUCUUUGCUCUCUUUCUUUCCCUCUCACUUUCUCUCUUCCCCUGCUUCCUCUUUGCUCUCUUUCUUUCCCUUCUCACUUUCUCUCUUCCCCUGCUUCCUCUUUUGCUCUCUUUCUUUUUCCCUCUCACUUUUCUCUCUUCCCCUGCUUCCACUUUGCUCUCUUUCUUUUCCCCUCUCACUUUCUCUCUUCCCCUGCUUCCUCUUUGCUCUCUUUCUUUCCCUCUCACUUUCUCUCUUCCUUUGUUUCCUCGUUGCUCUCUUUCUUUCCCUCUCACUUUCUCUCUUCCUUUGUUUCCUCGUUGCUCUCUUUCUUUCCCUCUCACUUUCUCUCUUCCCUUGUUUCCUCUUUCCUCUCUUUCUUUCCCUCUCACUUUCUAUCUUCCCCUGCUUCCUCUUUGCUCUCUUUCUUUCCCUCUCACUUUCUCUCUUCCCCUGCUUCCUCUUUGCUCUCUUUCUUUACCUCUCACUUUCUCUCUUCCCCUGCUUCCUCUUUGCUCUCUUUCUUUCCCUCUCACUUUCUCUCUUCCCCUGCUUCCUCUUUGUUCUCUUUCUUUCCCUCUCACUUUCUCUCUUCCCCUGCUUCCUCUUUGUUCUCUUUCUUUCCCUCUCACUUUCUCUCUUCCCCUGCUUCCUCUUUGCUCUCUUUCUUUCCCUUCCCACUUUCUCUCUUCCCCUGCUUCCUCUUUGUUCUCUUUCUUUCCCUCUCACUUUUCUCUUCCCCUGCUUCCACUUUGCUCUCUUUCUUUCCCUCUCACUUUCUCUCUUCCCCUGCUUCCUCUUUGCUCUCUUUCUUUUCCUCUCACUUUCUCUCUUCCCCUGCUUCCUCUUUUUGCUUAUCUUUCUUUCCCUCUCUCUUUUUCUUUCCACAUUGCUUUCCAUCUUCUUUUUACAUUAA
This is a messenger RNA of Acanthosepion pharaonis, 1416 nucleotides long. NCBI's taxonomy places the organism in Eukaryota, Metazoa, Mollusca, Cephalopoda, Sepiida, Sepiidae. The record is from the annotation of a GenBank genome assembly.